This is a messenger RNA of Paramecium pentaurelia, 1446 nucleotides long. The record is from the annotation of a GenBank genome assembly. NCBI's taxonomy places the organism in Eukaryota, Ciliophora, Oligohymenophorea, Peniculida, Parameciidae.
UAUGAUAAGAGUGCAAACAUUACCUCCUGAAUAGAUACAAUAGUUUGAUAUUGAAAUCAAUUUCCAUUACAUUAGAGACUUGGUUGAGAAAUGCACUUAAAAGCUUUUAAAAGAAAAUGUCAAACUUUAUUAUGACGAAUAAUGUAAUUAUGAAAUUAAUUCUGAUUAAAGCCUCUAAGAGGCUAGAAUUAACUAAGUUAUUUAUGUAAAGGUGUUAGAAAAUUAAUCAGAAUCGAUUUCAUAAUAUGGUGAUGUAAUAUGUUGGUUUAGAUAAGAUGGAAUAGAUUUAGAAUAAGGAGUUUAAUUAAGAUCAGAUUUUACAUUUGAAGAAGUAAUACAAAUGAAAUUUCUAGGUAUUGGAUGACGCUAUAAGCAAGAAUAUAAUACAAUAAAUGCCAAAAUAUAUCAAAGUAACAAAUCAUGGACAAACUAAAAUCCUGGCAACUUUAAUAGAAAUGUAGAUGUAUAAACUUAUUGAACAAAAUAACAAAGCUCCACAAUUAACUAUACACUUUACAACUAAUGAUCAAGAACCAUAAGUAGAUUUUGGCUAAUUCAAUUAAAUCCCUUAAAUGAAUUCUUAAUCUUAGGGACCUAAAUUUAUAUUUUAAUAGAAUAAUCAAAUCUAAGGAAUUUAAAAUUUCUAAUAAUUUUAAAAUAAUACAUCAGUGCCACCAAUCUUUUAAUAAAAACCAUUUUUUAUAUAACCUAACUAAUAACAAAAUACAAUUUAAAUCAAUUAACCUUAGCCAAUUAUAUAAAUACCAAACAAAACUUAAAAUUUGAAUCAUACACUACAAUCUCAAUAGAUAUUUUAAGGUAAUAUAGGACAAUCUGGUUUUAUUCCCUAAGGUUAAAUCAAUAUACCAUUGUCAUAAAAUUCAACUUUAAAUAAAAAUUCAUAAGGUGUAUAAUAAUAGAUAAAUCCUCUAAUUCCCCCUUUUUAAAUUCCUUCUGAUAAAAAUCCAAAUCUAACUUAACCAAAUUAAUGUAAAAUAUUAGUUCCACCUGAUAAAAAUCAAAUUAUAUCAUAGACAAAUAAUUAAAGUACUAUAUUUAGUCCACCUUCCAAUAAAAAUCCAAUUAUAGGAUUCCCAAGUCUGCACAAUUAAUAAUAAACUAAUACAAUGUUUUAAAACCUUGAAUCUGAUGCAAUUAAGACACUUGAAAGUAUGGCUUAGAAAUGUGUAGAAUCUAUGAUUACUAUUGGAACAUUUAAUUUUCAAAUCAAUUAAAAUGGCAAUUUUGUAGUAUAUACUAGCAUAAAUCCUAAAUUAUCUGGUUAUUUUCUUGAAAAUAGAGGCAAAAAUAUGUUGUUAUAAAAUGAAAAGAAUUUAAAUUGGGAAACAAGAUUUGGAGUAUCUAUAGCUUAAAAAGAGAAUAAAGGAUUCAUAAUUAAAUGGAAAAAUAACACUUAUAAUUCUUUAUCAAUGAAUUUUUUAUGAA